Molecule: messenger RNA, 2217 nt
Organism: Lactuca sativa (garden lettuce)
Lineage: Eukaryota; Viridiplantae; Streptophyta; Magnoliopsida; Asterales; Asteraceae
Source: RefSeq, a predicted model, not a curated record
AUGUUAGAAUAUGUUUAUUUUUUGUGCUUAUUUACCCUCUCAUUGCAUGACUAUAUAUGCAGAUCUGAUUUUCAAGGAAAGAUAGUUGCAAUGUUGGCAAAAGUGCUAUUAUACGUUUUCAUUCCAUUAAUCGUGAAGUUUUGCAUCUGUGCUUCAGUUUUCUACUUCUUUAUCAGCUUCCGAUUUGAUCAGAUCAUUUGGUGUAUUUUGUCGAAUUCUAGUGUUAUUGAUGGUGAUUCGUAUUCUUCUAUGAAUGAGAGUGAAGAAGAAGAUGUUGAGAACUCAUUUUUUGAAGGUGGUGAAUCUUCAAGUUCAGUACAUGAUGCACAAUAUUUUGAUGAUAUAAUUGGAGAACAUGUCUAUAAGCCAGAUGUACCUGUUCAACUUAUUCCUUUUAAGGGUUUAGUCUUCAAAUCAUUAAAGUUGGCUAUCAAAAUGUAUUCUGAGUAUGCUGAAAUUGGUGGUUUUGAUGUUAGACUGAGCACACAGUCAAGGUUUGAUAACAAGAUUAUAAAGAAGAAACAUGUUAUAUGUAAUCAUGGUGGUAAACAGAAAAAGAAAUCUUGUGAAACAUUAGGUACAAGUGGUGUUAGGAGGAAACGAAAUUCAAAUUCAAGAGCUAUUGGUUGUCAAGCAAAGAUUUUAUUUGAAUCUGUGUAUGGAACUCCAGAUUAUAAAGUUUUUCAGUUUGAUGAACUUCACAACCUUCCACUUGAGAAGAGAAGCGAUUUAAAAAAGGCGAGACAAAUGUCAUAUUCAGAAAAAGAGUUUAUUGUGCGUGCUUCCACAUCAAAAAUAGGUCCAACUAUGGCUCAUAAGUUGAGGGCAAGUCUGAAACGUGGGUAUGAGUUUGUAAAGCCCAAAGUAGUUGACUAUAAAAAUUUAAAGAGAGAUAUCAACAGGGUUAUUGGUUAUAAAGAUGCCCAAAUGAUAGUAAACACAAUGAAUGACCGUCGAGCUCACUAUCCAAAUUACUCAUUUGAGUUUAAUUGUCAAGAUGAUGUUUUGGACUGUAUGUUUUGGGCUGAUGAAAUGGAGAAGGCAUAUUAUGCUGAAUUUGGUGAUGUUAUCUCGUUUGAUGCGACUUUCCGAACAAACAAGUAUCGAAUGGUUUUUGUUCCGUUUACUGCUAUUGACCAUCAUAAAAAAUCGGUUACUGUUGGAUCUGGGUUGCUAAGCAAUGAAAGCAUUGAGUCUUACUCUUGGUUGCUUAAAGCAUUUCUUAAAACUCAUGGGAAAGAACCAACACUUUUUUUAACUGAUCAAGAUGCUGCAAUAAAACAAGCUGUUGAGAAUAUAUCAAAUGAUUUAUUUACAAACACAGACUUUAGAAAAAGGUUUUCGAAGCUUGUUUGGGACAUUAAUAUGAAACCUGAUGUUUUUGAGGUGAAGUGGGGUUUGCUUAUGAAGGAAUUCAAUCUUGAAGACACAAGAUGGUUUAAAGACAUGUUUACAAUACGUGAUUCAUGGAUACCUGGAUAUUUUAGUGAUAUUACAAUGUGUGGUUUGAUGAAGACUACAUCGAGGUCAGAGAGUAUGAAUUCAUUCUUUAAUACAUAUUCAAAAAGUGGGAACUUACUUUUGAAUUUCAUGAUGAAUUACGACACUGCCAUUCAAAAGCAAAGGAAUACUCAACGAGAGCUUGAUAGGGCAUCAAAGAAAGCAUCAUAUAAAAUGCAAACACCUCGAGAAAUAGAACUGCAAGCAUCAAAGGUUGAAAUAAAAGCUGAAGAGAAAAAAAUAAAUUGCAGUUGUGAACAUUUUAAGUGUAUGGGUGUUUUAUGCAGACAUGCUUUUACAAUAAUGAUGAGAUGUGGUAUUAAAGAAAUUCCUGAAAGUUUUGAAUCAUGUUUGGAUAUUGUAAGAGAUGACAAAAAGAGAUUGACUUUGUUUGCUGAGAAACAACAAAUGUUGUUGAAGGAGUUUGAGAGUGAUUAUAUUUCUCCUGGAUUGAAAAGCAAGACAGAUGGUGAAGUCGUAUGCAAGCUUUUGGGUGUUACUAUUCCUAUUCCAGAAGAGAUUAAUAUUCAUGUUCCUGAAGUUCAAAGCAAUAAAGGUACUGGAAUCAAGAAAAGAAUUCCAAGUGCAGGUGAAGUAGCAUAUGAAAAUUCUAAAAAAGAACAUAGAAUGUGUUCAGGAUGUGGAAAGCGGGUUCCACACAAUUUACGUACUUGUCCAGAAAGAGUUGGAGCUGCUAAAUCAGCAAAAGACAGUUAG